Molecule: messenger RNA, 134 nt
Organism: Dentiscutata erythropus
Lineage: Eukaryota; Fungi; Glomeromycota; Glomeromycetes; Diversisporales; Gigasporaceae
Source: the annotation of a GenBank genome assembly
AUGAAUUUUGAGAAUACAAAUCUUGGAAGUAUAUAUCUUGAGGAUAUAAAUCUUAAUGAUAUAAGUCUUAAAAAUAUAAAUUUUAAAGAUAUGAAUCUUAGAGAUACAAGUUAUUGGAGUACAAAUUCUGAAAA